Molecule: messenger RNA, 330 nt
Organism: Lobosporangium transversale
Lineage: Eukaryota; Fungi; Mortierellomycota; Mortierellomycetes; Mortierellales; Mortierellaceae
Product: protein FAM72
Exons: 2
Cellular component (GO): cytosol
Source: RefSeq, a predicted model, not a curated record
UUACAUCCACAGUUCCGUGCUAAGGCGGUUUGUCGUCUGACAUGCAAGAGUUGUCGUACAGAUGUGUGUAUGCGUGGCAUGAAGGCCAUUUUGCUUGCUGAUUCAAGGAUUGAACUAUAUUCGACAGAUCGCCCACCCAAAGGAGUUCAGCUGGUGUAUGAUGACUACAGGACACGGAACUGCAAGUGUCGGAUUCGUGACAUAGCCUGUCUAGGUUGUGGCAAUACUUUAGGCUAUCAUGUUACUCAACCCUGCGAAUCCUGUCUUGAGGCUUGCAACAAUGGUCAUUUCUGGAUGUUCCACUCUGAUGCUGUCACCUGUACGGAGCGA